AUGGUAGACUCUCUUUCUCCACUGAUUCAAAAAUGGUUGGAGUGGGACCAAGACCCCACCACCCGCGCCGAGAUCCAACAGCUUCGGGACUCUGGCGCUAUUGCCGAUCUUGAACAACGGCUUCAGAAACGAAUUCAAUUCGGGACUGCAGGCCUUCGCGGCCGGAUGGCGGCAGGCUUCUCCUGCAUGAACUCUUUAACCGUCAUCCAAGCGUCGCAAGGCCUGGCCAAGUAUUUAAAGGAGAAGCAUACAGAUAUUGCCUCGGGCGGAGUGGUUAUCGGUCAUGAUGCUCGUCAUAACUCUGCCAAGUUUGCAGCUCUGGCUGCGAAUGCCUUCAUCUCACAGCAGAUCCCGGUUUGGUUCUAUUCCGAACCCUCUGUGACUCCAUCGGUGCCCUUUGGAGUAACUCACUUGAAAGCUGCUGCUGGUAUUAUGAUCACCGCAAGCCAUAACCCGGCACAAGAUAAUGGCUACAAAGUAUACUUCAAGAACGGCGCCCAGAUCAACACCCCCGUUGAUGUAGAGAUAGCCCAGUCGAUUGAGGAAAACCUCGCCCCAUGGCCUGGUGCCUGGAAAGAUCUCCAGGCUUGCGAAUAUCUACACGCUGAUGCGUAUAAGACCAUCUUACCUCACUAUACAAAGACGGUUUGGGAUUACGCGAACUCAACUGUGUCUGACUGGAAACAACCAAGGCCUUUUGUCUACACACCCCUGCACGGAGUUGGAGGCCUUGUCUUCCCUGAUCUCUGCCGGUCUGUGGGCGUAACCGAAUUCACUCCUGUCCCGGAGCAAGUAGAGCCCAACCCGGAUUUCCCCACAGUAUCGUUCCCCAACCCCGAAGAAGCGGGAGCUUUGGAUCUGGCUAUGCAAACCGCCGACAAGGAAGGCAAAACCUUGAUCAUUGCCCAUGAUCCAGAUGCGGAUCGUUUUGCUGCCGCUGAGAAAGUUGACGGAUCAUGGUUUUCUUUCACAGGCAACCAUAUCGGAGUCUUACUCGCAUCUCAUCUAUUCGAUUCCCUGGAAAACAAAAAGGACGACACACGCAUCGCGGUCCUAAACUCCACAGUGUCCACAGGCAUGGUCGAGAAAAUGGCAACAGCGAGGGGUAUCCAAUUCGAAGAGGCACUAACCGGCUUCAAAUGGAUGGGGAACAUCGCCCGACGCCUCGAAGGCGAGGGCUACACUGUCCCCUACGCAUUUGAAGAAGCACUAGGCUACAUGUUCCCAGCCGUCUGCCACGACAAAGACGGCAUUACAGCAGCAAUGGUCUUCCUAGCAGCACAGGCCAAAUGGCAGUCGCAAGGACUCACCCCGUACAUGAAACUACAGCAGCUCUUCAAGGAAUUUGGCCACUACGAAACCCUCAACAAUUACUUCCGGUCCCCGAACCCGGAGACAACAAUGGCUUUGUUCGGAGCCAUUCGGAAUGGGCCGUAUAGAACCGAGAAGACCCUGGGCCCGUUCAAGAUUCUGCGCUGGCGAGACAUGACCGAGGGCUAUGAUUCCGGUACAGCUGACAACAAGCCUACGCUGCCGGUUGAUAAGUCCAGCCAGAUGUUGACUCUCUGGCUGGACCAGGAUGUGCGGUUUACGUUCCGCGCCUCAGGGACGGAGCCGAAAGUUAAGCUGUAUGUUGAAAGCUGUGGAGCGUCUCGUGAACAGGCUGUGGAUGCUGUUUGCAAUGCCUUCCUUGCGGUUUUGAAGGAAUGGGUGCUCCCCUUUGCGCCGUCUAUGACGUAUAGCAGACAGAUGCCGACAUCCUCCGGCCACGUGUUUCAGAUUCCCGAAUAG
Molecule: messenger RNA, 1791 nt
Organism: Aspergillus nomiae NRRL 13137
Lineage: Eukaryota; Fungi; Ascomycota; Eurotiomycetes; Eurotiales; Aspergillaceae
Product: phosphoribomutase PRM15
Exons: 10
Coding region: 1-1791 (596 amino acids)
Biological process (GO): purine ribonucleoside salvage; carbohydrate metabolic process
Molecular function (GO): magnesium ion binding; phosphopentomutase activity
Source: RefSeq, a predicted model, not a curated record